Molecule: messenger RNA, 1662 nt
Organism: Thlaspi arvense
Lineage: Eukaryota; Viridiplantae; Streptophyta; Magnoliopsida; Brassicales; Brassicaceae
Source: the annotation of a GenBank genome assembly
CAUUACUCGUAAAUUUCUAAUAAAUAUAUGAUUAAGCUUCUUUGAUAAGGCUAUGGUUACGAAACGCGGAUUCGUGAUUAGAUUACGUGUUUUGUCUUAUAAUCGCAGCCUUUCCCUUCUCUCCCUAUAUAUAUAUAUAUCUAAAAGUUGAAUAGCUUGGCUUAUCAAAUACUGUGUUAACACAAAAUCUGUUUUCCGCAAGAAUACUCUGUUUUACUUUUUUUUUUUGGUUUAUAUGGACCAGAGUGACGAUGACGCAAAAGAUUCCGAUCCAAGAAAUGGUGAAAAUGGCUGGCUCUUUAAGAACUUGUGGCAGCGACAUUGGUGAACCAUUAAUGGCGAUUAGCAAGAGAGAGAUGGUGAUGGAUGAGAAGAUCUAUGUAGCAGUGACAGGGAGAGACGUAGAGAGCAAGUCUAGUCUCGUUUGGGCGAUACAGAACAGUGGAGGCAGAGAGUUUUGCAUCGUCUAUGUUCAUCAACCCAUCCACAUCUCAGCUCCGGGAGCGAUGUUCCACGAGCAGAAAUUGCGGCUUUAUAGAAAAGAGAAGGAGAAAGCACAUAAGAAUCUGGAUAAGUACCUUCAUAUAUGCAGGCAAAUGCAGGCAUGUCAGUGCAGAGAAGAUAUAUAUCGAAAAGGAUUCGGUAGAGGAAGGGAAGCUACGAGAAGAGAUAACCUGUAUCUAGAAUGUGCAUCGUCAAAUUCGUUGAGCCAAUCCGAGAUAACUAAAGGAACUGAAAGUGUUCCAUGCUCGAGUAUGGUUAAGGUUGAUGAUCGGAUCAAACUAGCUGUCAUGGAAGCUGAAAUUUCGAAAAGGGAAGCACGCUUUGAGAUUUCUAAGCGUGUAGAAGCUGAAAAAUCUGCAGCUGAUGCAAUGAAAAGGGCUAAACAAUCUGAGAAUGCACUGAGAAAAGCGCUAGAGGAACUUGAAAAGAUGAGAUCAGAAUCCGAGACCCGAAUAGCCCAAUCCAACAUGGUGAUCAAAAAGCUUCAAUACAAGUGUAGCUUAUCAACGGAAGCAUUGAGAGGUCUUAGAGAAGAACAAGAAGAGUUGAAGAUAAGGCUUAGAGAAGUAUCAAAGCUGAAGAGUGGCCGCAAGAACCAUGAACCGCCUCAGUACUUCAUAUGCCCCAUUACACAAGAUGUGAUGGAGGAUCCACAUGUAGCAGCAGAUGGUUUUACAUAUGAAGGAGAAGCCAUAAGUGGUUGGUUUGAGAGAGGACAUGAGACUUCUCCAAUGACAAACAAGAGGCUUUCUCACACAAGCUUGGUUCCAAAUCUUGCUCUUCGAUCUGCAAUCCAAGAAUGGCUUCAAGCUUCAAGCACCUGAAUCAUUGAAACAGAUUCUCUGCUUGUUAAAAAAUUAAUCAAAAGGAGCUUUCAAGUCCUUAGGGGAAGCUCUCUCAUUGUACUCAGACCCAAGUUCGAGUCUUGGUGCAGAUCUCUCAUUGGGAACUUUUUGAUAUGGUUUAGACGUUUUGUAAUCUAUAAUUAUCCACUAACCAAUGUUGAUGUCGUUUUGUAAUCUAUCAUUUAUUCAUAACAGUACAUAAUAGUCACUCUUUAGUAGUGUUAUCCAGUCAUUUAAAUUUAUUUGACCUGAUUAUAUAUAUUUAAUUUAUUUUCACAAUUAAUAUAAAUCAAUCGGUUUUUUAUUAGGAAAA